Molecule: messenger RNA, 1421 nt
Organism: Carassius auratus (goldfish)
Lineage: Eukaryota; Metazoa; Chordata; Actinopteri; Cypriniformes; Cyprinidae
Product: nuclear body protein SP140-like protein
Exons: 12
Coding region: 135-1349 (404 amino acids)
Biological process (GO): regulation of transcription by RNA polymerase II
Cellular component (GO): nucleus
Molecular function (GO): DNA binding; DNA-binding transcription factor activity, RNA polymerase II-specific
Source: RefSeq, a predicted model, not a curated record
AUUUUGUAGACACACAUGGUGCGAGGUGUGGUUAGGGUGGAGUGUGUUAAAGGAAAGGAGAUCACGCUGUGUCUGUGUGUACGUAAUAAACUGCAUAAGAGAGAGAAGAAACUAGGAAAAACAGGAAGCAAGUCAUGAACACAGCAGGAGAACCACAGGACAUGGAUGGAGAGAUAGACGUAGACAAAACAUCUGACUCCGAAUCUGAUUCAAAAUCAGAAUCUGACUCCGAAUCUGAUUCAAAAUCAGAAUCUGACUCUGAAUCUGAGAGCAGCACAGGAUCUGGCAGUGAGAGUGAGAACAACAGCCCAAAGGACGGAAAACAAGGGGAAAAAAGGAAACGUAACUGUAAACAGAUAAAGCCAUCUUCCAUCUGUACAAACAAGAAGAGAAAAGCCGAAGACUCCACCCUGUAUUCCAGAGAAACAUUUGGAAACAAAUCUGAAGUUCCUGUCACAUGUGGAGAUAAAGACGGCGUCCUGCAUGUGGAGAAAUAUAAUGGCAUGGAGAAGUGCAUCUUCAGCGAAGGCCAGUGGUUCAAGCCCAACGAAUUUGAGAGGUUCGGAGGAAAGGAGAGAUGCAAAAAAUGGAAGACCAGCAUCGUCAGUGAUAAUAUUCCUCUCCAGAAACUCAUAGAGGCUGGACUUCUGUCAUCCUUUAAACCAAGCCGGGUUAAGAAUAAACAGAUUGAUACUCCUGAAUCCUCACCUGUUGCUGUAAGACUCAGAAAAAGAAAGUGUCAGAGUACGCUCUUGCCCUCCUGCUCUGAAUCAAAUGGCAGGAACGAUAAUGACAAUGGAGGAGUUGUUGAAGAGAAUGAUGAAGAUAUCAUUGACAUGAGCGUGUUUGAAGGUCCAACCCUACCUGUUACCUGUGGUUCUGGCUCUGGCGUCCUACACAAAUACCGCUUUGCCACAGGGCACUGUGGGAGAUGCAUAAGAACAGAAGACUUCUGGCAGACACCGGAGGAUUUCAUCAGAGACAACAAACCAGAAGGAGCAUGGAGAAAAGACAUUUUAUCCAGUGGGGUACAUCUGGGAAAACUUAUAAAGAAAAAUGUUUUGGAAAUGCAUACGCUAAAUUGCGAUUGUGAGAACUGUAAAGACUUGGAUCAAUACCUAAAUGAUGACGUGUGUUUCAUCUGUGACUCUGAGGGAGAUCUCGUGUGUUGUGAUGAGUGUCCACGAGCUUUUCAUUCACACUGUCACCUACCAGCGGUACCUGAAGACUCACCUGGGAGCCAGUGGAGCUGCACGUUUUGUGUGAUGAAGAAGAUGAAAAGUUCCAGUCAAAAUACCCAACAGGAAGUUUUGAGCAGUCCAGUCCUUUACCAAAGACAAGAGUCAUAACCUUUUUGUUUUUUUGCCAUCCUAUUUUUAUAUUGUUGUUGUUGUAACUUUUUAAGAACUGAAUCUGAUUUU